AUGCUCACCCAUUCAGGGCUGCUGGGACCUCAGGAGAUGAGAGGAUGCAGCGUUGUGAAACGGGGCCACGUGCUGUGCGUGGUGGUGCUGGUGCUGCCGGUGCGGUCCCUGGUGAAGCUCUACCUCCACCUUCUCACCGCGCUGCUGCUUGCCGCGGGGCACACGGCGGCCAGCCCGCUCCUCUUCCUCGUCUUCUGGCUGGUGCUCUUCUCCCUCCGGCUCUCCUCCUUCCUCACCUCCUCCAGCAGCCCCCUGGCCCAGCAGGGCCUCCUCUUCCUCCUCCUCAGCAGCGCGGCUGAGUGCUGCAGCACGCCCUACUCCCUCAUCGGCCUCACCUUCACCGUCUCCUACCUCGCCCUGGGCGUCCUCAACCUCUGCAAAUUUUACCUACUGGGCUUUGGCGCCUUCCAGAACGGCAACGUCAUGCACAGGGGGGUGACGGAGGGUGUGACGCUGCUGCUGCUGGCGCUGCAGACGGGGCUGCUCGACCUGCAGAUCCUCCAGCGGACCUUCCUCCUCAGCAUCAUCCUCUUCAUCGUGGUGACUUCCACACUGCAGUCCAUGAUCGAGAUAGCUGAUCCCAUCGUGCUGGCGCUGGGAGCCUCCCGCAACAGGAGCCCCUGGAAACAUUUCCGUGGCGUCAGCAUGUGCCUCUUCUUGCUGGUUUUCCCUUGCUUCAUGGCCUACAAGAUCGCCCACUUCUUCCACCUGGAUUUCUGGCUGCUCAUCCUGGUCUCCAGCUGCAUGCUCACCUCUCUGCAGGUGAUGGGCACCCUCUUCAUCUACGCCCUCUUCAUGGUGGAGCUGCUCCAGGACACGCCGCUGGAGCGGAUGGACGAGAUCAUCUACUGCGUGAACGCGGUGAGCCGGGUGCUGGAGUUCCUGGUGGCCGUCUGCGUGGUGGGCUACGGCACCUGGGAGUCCCUCUUUGGAGAGUGGAGCUGGAUGGGCGCCUCCGUCAUCAUCAUCCACUCCUACUUCAACGUCUGGCUGCGCGCUCAGUCGGGCUGGAAGAGCUUUCUGCUGCGCCGGGAGGCUGCCAAGAAAAUCAACUCCCUGCCCCGGGCCACGGGCGGGCAGCUGCGGGACCAUAACGAUGUCUGUGCCAUCUGCUUCCAGGACAUGCAGGUGGCCGUCAUCACCCCCUGCAGUCACUUCUUCCACGCUGCCUGCCUCCGCAAGUGGCUCUAUGUGCAGGACACGUGCCCCAUGUGCCACCAGCAAGUCACGCCGGUGGCCACUGAGGAGGAUCCUGGCAUCGGGAGAGCGGCUCAGCCAGCACCGGCCGGCGGGGACAAGGUGCCGGAGGACGGAGGAGCUGCCGCAAGCCCAUCCCCAGCUCGGCCCCAGGAGGACGGGCUGCCCGGAGCGGUCCCAGGCCAGGGGGACAGUGGGGCUUCCCGGGACGACAGGCCUGGGGACCUCAGCUCCCACCACCCCGCUCAUCCCGACACCUCCGCCCCCCAGGAGCGAGAAGCAGGUGCCAUCCCACAACCCCACGGGGACCCUCGCCCCAGUGUCCAGGACAUGCAGCAUCUAUCCCCCUCACCCACCAGCCCGGACCUUUUUGCCAGCCCCGAGCUUGACGCGAGGGACAGCGGGGACUGCCACAGCGCCCACUGCCCCUCCUAG
This is a messenger RNA of Charadrius vociferus (killdeer), 1632 nucleotides long. Its product is annotated as RING finger protein 145-like. The record is from RefSeq and is a predicted model, not a curated record. Lineage: Eukaryota; Metazoa; Chordata; Aves; Charadriiformes; Charadriidae. Bases 1 to 1632 code for a protein of 543 amino acids. The transcript is spliced from 8 exons. Gene Ontology annotation, molecular function: ubiquitin protein ligase activity; zinc ion binding. Gene Ontology annotation, cellular component: endoplasmic reticulum; endomembrane system.